CUAGAGAACAGGAUUUUCUCCCUUCGCCUUGUGGAAGCGCCGCUUUUCCUUCGUCGGCCUUUUCAACUGCAAGGAAUUCAAUGAAUCCGCCCGACUUUCAGCCUAGGUCUACUCAAUGGCGAAAUCUCUGCCAAAAUGGUUUCGGUCAGCGGGGUCUCCUCUAGACAAGCAAGCGUAUACACAACAUCUUUUCUGAACCGUUACUUAAACCUAAGACUUUGGAUCACAAUUAACAGAAUCUAGAAUAACGUUUCAUAAAGUUGGUUCUAUUUUCCAGACUGACUGGGAAUUCUGGGAGUUGUAGUUGCGGCAAUCUAGUGUAAUGCAGUAUAGAGUCUAUAACGCUUAACAUUCUAGCGGGUGAAACAUUAUUUCCACCUCAACCCAAUUUUUUACUUUCAAUUUCUGGCAACAGCAUUCAUUCUGGCACUGAAGUGCUUCCAGUAGUGUGUUUUUGUGCGUGUCCGUGGCUUUUCAAGCUGCACUGAAGUGUGUGUUGGAAUCAAAUGUAUGGCUGGAAAUACUUCGAAGUGCACAUUUACGUGUGCGUGUGUUUGUAUUUUACCUCAAUUCUUGGCUGUGAUCACUCAACACAUUGAACCACAAGCUAACCGACCUUAUUUUUAGCCUAGUAUAUUAUACAAAUCCAAUUCAUGAGGUAAGUGUAUUAUUAGCUGCAAUUAUUUACAUGUCACCUGUCAGAAUAAUCAUUUCAAAGGGGUUUAACUGUAUAAACGAUUGUAAAUAAAAAUGUAACAAAUGUGAUGAAACAUUAGUUAAACUUCUUAGGAUCCUUUCUACAGAGGUAUUGGAAUUAAAGGCCCACUUGAAGGAAGAGGUCAGCUAAACAAUCUUGGAUGAUGAUUUUUUUCCCUAACUUUCUCUCUGAAUAUAUGCACCUUAAAACAGCCAGACACUAGAUUAACAGUGACUGGGUGAGUCAUCCAAAUGCAAACUUGCAGAUUAAGCAUCAGUCUUGUAAAGAGAGACUAAGGGAGCUGAAAAUAUUUUUAAAAAAUUAUUAUUAUUUAAAAAUGCAUCCAUAUUGUAUGUAGACAGUGUUGAUUCUGGGCAUCGUUCAUAUUAAUCCAAAUUACAAUAAUAUUAGUAAUCUUUCUCACAUUUAUCAAAUUUAGGUGAUCUUCAUAAGACUAUUUAACCAGCAGGGGAAAAAAUGCCUAACAUCUAUAAACCUCUAUUCUAUUAUUCUAUUAUUUUUGUUUAUUUUAUUAAAAUAUACGUUCUAAUAUUUCCCCUAUCUAAUUUUAUAUCUACUUUUAUCAGCUUACAAGCUCCCUUAAUGUUAAAAAGGCAAUUUUUUCUAUCCAUCUUUAUGUUCUCCUCUUUAGUGUUUCAAAUUUUAUCCAUUUUUUCACUUGUCUCCUGAGUAAAAGUAAAAAAGACGAGUAAAAACAUGGGAGCUGAAAAUCUUUAGCACUAUUAUAAAAUAUAACAGAAAGGGAAGAUGAUAGCUGUCUUCUCUGCAAUAUCUCUUCAGAAGCACCCCACAAUAAAUAAUGGUUUUAAGUUACAGAGAAGAUUUGGGUUGAAUGUCAGGGACAGCUUUUCAACCAAAAAAAUUUACAAACAUAUCAGGAGGAUAUGAAAUUAGAGAUCACUAUACAGGUAGUCCUCAACUUACAACUACAAUUGAGCCCAAAAUUUCUGUUGUUAUAAAUGCUAAAACAUUUAUAAAGUGAGGUUUGUCCCUUUUAUUCUUCCUUCCUUAUUUAUUUAUCCUUCCUUGCCACAGUUGUUAAGUUAGUAACACGGUUGAUAAGUGAAUCUGUCCCCAUUGACUUUGUUUAUCAGAAGGUUGCGAAAUGAUCCUGGGACAUUGCAACUGUUAUAAAUAUGAGUCAAUUGCCAAGCAUUUGAAUUUUGAUCAAAUGACCAUGAGCAUGCUACAACGGUCAUAUGUAUGAAAAAUGGUUUUAAAUCACUUUUUUCAGUGCCAUUAUAACUUAAAACAGUCAUUAAAUGAACUGUUGUAAGUUGAAGAAUAUCUGUAUUAGUGGAAUCUGUGGCUAAAUAGUUUAUGUUUCCUUUACAUAAUACAAAGUUCAGAAAAUGGGAAAUAUGUUAUUCAUAUGAGCCUCAUAUGUUCAUGACUUGAAAUCUGGAUCCUCCCAGAAGCAGCUGUUUUAAGUUCACAGGAAGUUGAACUGAAACCACAAAAUGAGCUGGAAUCUCCUAUGCAAUAUUUCCCACAUUCUAAUAAUUUCAUAAAUUUCUGAAGAAAGAAAAGCAAGAAAAAGCCUUAUUUUAUUGGGUGGCUUCUGACUCAUAGGCACAAGCAGGUUUUUUUCUCCUAAAUGUAAUAGUAAGAAUUGUCACACUAGUGAUGAAUAGCUUUUAAAGUCAACUUUGUGUUAUUUCUAUUAGAGAAUGAAUACAAGAGAGGCAUUUUAAUGAGAGCAUUUGGUCAAUACAAAUUUAACUCUCAUAAUUUUCAAAUUCCAUGGCUGGAAUUAUAAUCUAGCAUAUGGGUUCCAAGCUUCAUUAAAUGUUUUCUUUUCUAGAAAUUGCCAGGAUUCCAAGCAGUAUUUAUCUAGUUCUUAAUAUUCAAGAUGCUGAAUUAUAAAAUGUUUAUUUGAACAGCAAACUGUCCUUUACCAAUUGUACUCAAAUGAAUUUUGAAAUUGGGUUUCAAAAGCAGUUUCUAGUUAAACAAUACAAAUACACCAUUAGAAUAACUCUUUGGAUUGUGUAAAGCAAAUAACAUUUUAGAAGCCACAGUAAAUUUUUGAAUGAAAGUAAAAUACUGUUAUUGUAAUAAAAUAAUUUCAUAUCUCUAAAUCACUGGAUUUAGAGAUUGCUGAUUGCUAGUUAAAAUAAAUCAUGUGAUGAUAUUUUUUAUUUUGUCUAACCAUUCAUGUGUCCAGAAAACAGUUCACCACAAAGCAUUACAGAAGUUAAGCAGUAUUUUCUUCCUAUCACCCUUUUCCAUCUUUGGGGAAGGGUAGAGGGCAUGUAUGGGAAGCGUACACACAUUCCUGCAGAAAAGCUCUAUGUGUAAAGUAAACACCCACACCUUGCAGUCCUAUGUUUACUCUAAACUAUCUGCUGGUGAACAAGUAUUUAACACCAAAUUCUUCAAUUUGUAUGAUAUUGGUAGCUUAUACUGCUUCAUCUUGCAGAUAUAUUAUGCACAAAAAUUAUGUCUCAUAGCCUCAUGUCCAGAAUAAGAAGUGAUAAAACAUUAACAGACUUUAUACAUCAUGAAUCUCAGUAGAGGUAGUGUUGACUUUAAAAGGUAAAUACUGAAUUUAUAUUGGUACAUUUAAUUAUGACUUUAGAGUAUCUUAUUGAUGGACUGGGAUAAGAUAAAAGCAAUGUGAUGCAAAUAAAGGGGAUGAUUGAGUUUGUUAUGAUAUUAUGAUUCAGUGAGACAGGGCCUGAAUCAAAAACAGCCAGACUUCUGUACAACCUGUCAAAGGGAAUUUGUCCCACUAGUUAGAAGUUUUCGUAAAUUGCCCUGAAAAUGUAAUUUUGUAGUUAUGUAUGAAUUAAGAUUAUUGUUUUGCUAGAAACACUAUAGUCAUAUGAGACUGAAUGUUCUGUGUUUUAAGAGCAAUGCUGUUUGCUAUCAGCUGCCAGUCAGAUGAUUCAGCAGAUCCAGGACAUAAAGCCAGAUCUAGCAGAGAACCAUAAGGCAACUGAAGUCUUGUGAUUUCAUUCUUAAUUGCCUUGAACAGUUGGGUUUGACUGCCCUUUUAUCAUCUGCAAGUUCUGAAUGGCCAUGAAAUGUACUAUAUGGUAAAAGAAAUGGGUCUUGAAAGUUAAUGAGUCUGAAUAAGGCGCAUCAAUGUGGAAGCAUCGGCUUCAUACGUUUUAGGGACAGAUCUCUGGUACAUUCAAGAAUAAAAAAAAAUCCCUACCAGAAUUGCUGCAUUUCAUAAUGAAGAAAAUUAGUCUCAAGACCAUUCGUAAAUCUUUUAACUUAAAUAAAAGCAAAGAUGACAGUGACUUUGUUGUGGUUGCACAGCCAUCAUUAAAUGAUUUUGGAAAAGAUGACUCCUUGUUUGCUAGCUGUUAUAGUAAAGAUUUGACUACCUGUGACAUCAAUGGUGAAGAUGAGAAAGGUGGCAAAAACAGAUCAAAGAGCGAAAGCUUAAUGGGUACAUUAAAAAGACGACUUUCAGCAAAACAGAAGCAAAAAGGUGGAAAGGGCAGCACGCCAUCCGUGAGCUCUGCUGAUGAAGAUACCUUUUCUUCUUCUUCUGCUCCAAUAACUUUCAAAGAUGUAAGAGCUCAAAGACCUCUUCGGUCCACAUCCCUCCGAAACCACCAUUAUAGUCCAACACCAUGGCCACUUCGGCCAACAAACUCAGAAGAAACAUGUAUAAAAAUGGAAGUGAAAGUAAAGGCCUUGGUCCACUCUACAAACCCAAGCCCUGCGCUGAAUGGCGUACGCAAAGAUUUCCAUGACUUGCAGCCAGACAGCAGGUUCCAUGAACAAAACAGUGCAUUCAAAAGUACAGAAUCUCAGAAUGGAGAUUUGCAUCUUCAUAUUGAUGAACACGUGCCUGUAGUUAUUGGACUUAUGCCUCAGGACUACAUUCAGUACACUGUGCCUUUAGAUGAGGGAAUGUAUCCUUUGGAAGGAUCACGUAGUUACUGUCUGGAUAGUUCCUCACCCAUGGAGGUUUCAACUGUUUCUUCUCAAAUGGGUAGUAGUACAUUUCAUGAAGAAGAGGUUUCAGUGAAUCAAGACAUAGUAGUUGCUCCGGAUAUCUUUGUGGACCAAGCAGUAAAUGGUUUAUUGAUUGGUACAACAGGAAUCAUGUUGCAAAGUCCAAGAGUUAAUGAUGUUCCCCCACUCUCGCCAUUGCUACCUCCAAUACAGAAUAAUCAAAUCCAAAGGAACUUUAACAGCCUGAAUGGCACAGAUGUCCAUGUGGCUGAAAGUAUGCGCUGCCAUUUGAAUUUUGAUCCUAACUCUGCACCAGGAGUUGCAAGAGUCUACGAUUCUGUACAAAAUAGUGGCCCGAUGGUUGUAACAAGUCUCACAGAGGAACUUAAAAAAUUGGCAAAACAAGGAUGGUACUGGGGCCCGAUCACACGAUGGGAAGCAGAGGGGAAAUUAGCUAAUGUUCCCGACGGUUCAUUUCUUGUGCGAGACAGCUCUGAUGACCGUUACCUUUUAAGUCUGAGUUUCCGUUCUCAUGGUAAAACACUUCAUACUAGAAUUGAGCAUUCAAAUGGUAGGUUUAGCUUUUAUGAACAACCCGAUGUGGAAGGACAUACUUCUAUAGUUGAUCUAAUUGAACACUCGAUUAGGGACUCUGAAAAUGGUGCAUUUUGCUAUUCGAGAUCUCGAUUACCUGGGUCUACAACUUACCCAGUGAGACUAACCAAUCCAGUAUCUCGUUUCAUGCAAGUGCGUUCCUUGCAGUACCUGUGUCGUUUUGUUAUACGUCAGUAUACCAGAAUAGAUCUGAUUCAGAAACUGCCUUUGCCAAACAAAAUGAAGGAUUAUUUACAAGAAAAGCACUACUGAAGGCUUAUGGGAAACUUGCAGCUUGCACUUUGGGAAUUACAACAACAACAAAAAAGAGUGGUUGAUACACAGUUUACAAACUUAAUUAUGACUAGGGUUUUUUUGCUGCCAUAAUUUCAUUUUUGUGCAUAAAGAAGAGUAAUGCAUUUUGAGUUUAAUGGAUAUUUGGGAUUUUUCUUUUUUUUUAAAAUGAUCUCAAAGGGUUUUUUAGAAGAGUAAAAUAACUAUCUUUCAUUCAGUGUGCAAAAUAAUCACAAUGUGAAUGAUAAAUAUUGUCCUUAAACUCCCCAUCUCCUUUGCUGCUAAUCCACUGUGAUUUUUAUGCAUUUGAAGCACAUUUCAUGUGUUUUCAACCGUAAGUAAAAAAUUGAAACUUGAUGGGAUAUAUUUUGUCAUUUUCAAAUAGUCUGGGGUUAUUAUUAUUUUUUUGUUCUUAAUUUAAAAAUAAAGUUUGGGGUAAAAUAUACUGGUGUACCAAACUUGGAUACAUGCUUAAAAUGAUUCCCUAAUAUCUAAUUAAAAACAUAUAACUGUGGGUUGGAGGGAAUAUGUGAUCCAAUACAGUUAUGCAUCAUACAUUUUGAAAGCUUCCUUUCUCCUAAGCAGUUCCAUUAUUGCAAAUGUUGCUUUGUUUCUUUUGUUCAUUCUUAAGCAUUUUUAAAUUUGAAAAUAGCCUUUGAAAAAUAUCUGUAAAAUGAAUACUGGAAGUCAUUAAUAAUAAUGAAGCAAAAAGCUAAAUAUACUUAAAACAUUUAAAAAAUUUUUGAAGGGAUUAUAGAAAUCUGAUUUAAAUAAAACUAUUCAGGUAAUUUCAGAACUGUGAGAUUUGUCUCAACUGAAUUUUUUUUAAAUUAUGUGGCACUGAAUUUAAAAAUACAGGUAGUCUUCAACUUACAACCAUUUGUUAAGCAGCCAUUUGAAGUUAUGACCCUGAAAAUCCUGACUUACAACUGGUCCUUGAAGUUAGGACCACCAUAGCAUCCCCAUUGUCACGUGAUCAAAAUUUGGUUGCUUGGCAUGUAUUCACAACUGUUGGAUAAUCCUGGGGUCAUGUGAUCACCAUUUGGGGCCCACCCAGCUAGCUUUUGACAAGCAAAGUCAUGGGGGGAAGCCAGAUUCAGUUAAUGACCCCACGGUUCACUUAACUGCAGUGAUUCUCUUAAUAACGGUUGCAAAAAAGAUAAUGACAUUGGGCGGAACCACAACCUCACUUAGCAACAGAAAUUCUGAUUCCAGUUGUGGUUGUCAGUCGAGGACUACCUGUAUCCUGUAAUUACUACAACAAUUGGACCUUAAGUAGCUCAUCUUAACAGGAAUUUAAAUUCCAUUAAUUUUCUUGGAUGAGGUAAACCACAUGUAUAAUCUUUUCCCAUGGAAAAUGAUGAGAUUAAGAAGUACUUAACCUUGAUAGAAUAUGGCCUCAGUUUCAAAUGUGCUUUCCUUUAUUGUUCAGUGUUAAUUUGCCAUCAUUAUAGUUUAGUUUAAUUGGCAAGUGAAAAGAACCUAAAUUAACCCCCAAAUAUCAUUCUUUAAAUAAAAAUGCACGUUUUAAAAGUAAAGACAGUGACAUUAAAUAGCAAAAUAGUCACCAUAGGAAAUAUUCAAGUGCAUUACCAUUUUCAUUUCUACAAAUUCUUAUUUGAAAAAAAGGAAAAUCCGUACAAUUUUGUAAUUGGAUACUUGUAAGGGAUAAUCUGCCAGGAACAACAGGAUUUCCAUAGCCUCCAUAUAUUGUUUUCUCUCACUUUAGUGGGGUCUGCAUAGGAGAAAUUCCCAAUGAAUUGGAAGGCCUAUAAAUGAGGCUGUUUUACAGCCUUGACUCAGUCUUGACAACCACCUUCACCUCUUUUGAUGAAAAAUUGGGGAAAGUUGAUGUUAAUUGGCUCCAUUGCCUCCAGUAGGCUUUAAGUCUGAUGGUGUUGUUUUGUGUACGUUUUUGUAGGAAAAAAAUGCCAAUAGGUUUAUAAAGAAAUUACAGCCUAACUGUUUAAAAAUAUUUGUGGUCAAAAGACUAUUUCUGCAAGUUGUUCCAUGAUGAACAUUAUACUGUGGAAGCAAAGUAUUCUUAUGUUUAUAAGAGUUUCUGUGAACCAAAAUCUUAACAAAUAGGAAACUGUAUUCUGAAAUUUCUGAAUAAAAUCAUGCAAUUUGAGAGUGUGUUUUAAAGUUACAGAAAUUAGUUUGUGCCACUGCAAUGUGUCUUUCAUUUAUUUUAUUUUUUUGCAUUUUUGUUUGCAUUUUUCUCAUUUGAAUACUGAAUAUUUUGCUGAUUAUUAAAAUAUUUAAAGGGUGAUGAAAAUUUGAGAAAUCUUUAUUUUGGGGUAUUUCACUCUUGCUUCUUCUACCUGUUUUGUGGGGGGCGGGGGCGGGUUUGAAUGAAUUUAUACAAUUACUAUAUGAAGGUGUUGCAGUGGCCUGACAUCUUGUGUUGUGUGAGUCAAUAUGCUAAAUUUCUAUUUUUUAAAAAAAUAUUUUUAGAUCAUAAUGUUUAAGAGAGUAUCAGAGACGAAAUAUGUCUUUUGCUCUGGGAUAUAGAGGGGGAAACAGCUCUCUUACCAAGUUACAGAAUAAUAGAUUUUGAAAAAUAAAUUAUAUAAAGAGAGAUGUUCUUAAAUUCCUGGGCAAAAUUUUUCUAUAUAUGUGUGUAUCUUGGCUUUGCCAUUCUGAUAUUUAUGCAAAAUCUUCAUUUUUGUUUCUUAAUUUUUACUCCCAAGCAAGAUUACAAAUUUUAUAUAUAGAAGGCACAAUGAUAUAUGAUGGUACCAUGUUUUGCCUAAUGAAGAAAACAAUUUUUUUUUUCUACAGUAGGAAAGUACAUGUGAGAGUAAAAUCCCCGUCUCUAAGAUAUGUCAAAUAAAGGACUGUUUAGUUAGUGGUAGACGAAGAAAGUUCUCUGGAGUAACUAAUGUAUAUUAUGACAAAAAGUUUUUAAAGUCCCAGUGUUUAACAAAGAAUGAUAUGAGGGACUAUGAUGGUAUUACAAUUCCAUAUUUAGAUUUUUAAUAGCCCAGUCAUAUUUCUGGAUAUAUGGUAAGACACUGAACCUGCUUGCUAUAGUUGUCACCAUCUUUUUACAUCUUCAGUUCAUAUUUAAAAUAUGUUCUUGUAUUGCACGCCUAGUCUAUCCCUCACAGAACAGACAAGUUUUUCUCAUUAUAUAGAACUAGGAAAGACACCAUCCCCAUCCCGGGGUGAAAUGCUACCAGUUCGGGCGAACCAGUAUUUUUGACAAUCAGCUGUGCCAAGCAAUUUAUAUUCACUAGAAAGCAGGAAAUCCUGCUUUCUAGUGAACCUAAAUCGUGCACCACAGCUGUCCUGUUCCCCACUCCCCACUGUUCUACUUACCUUAGAAAAGCCUUCUUAAGCCUCCUUUUUCAGCGCUGUGUGGUAGCGUCUGUGGUGUGCAUGCACGUAAAGCACAUGUUUGGUGCGUGCUGCGCAUGCGUGUGCACAGAGUACCGGUAACAGACCUCGAAGCAUUUCACCCCUGCACCAUUCGUUAACAAAAUGGCAUGUGAAUGAGAAGGUCCUUCUUUAGUAACCUUUCUGUCUGUCAUUCAUUUUCCAGAGAGCCGGACUGGAGUAGCUACACCCAGUGUCAUGCACUAGUCCCUCAUUCACUGAACAAUAACAAAUAAAACCAACAGCAGGAAUGAGCCGUGAGCCACCUGCAUUUAGCCGAACAAGAAUUGUACAUCAGUAGGAACAGAUCUAUUUUGUUCUUCUAGGCCAAGGGUGUCAAAAUCGCGACAUCAUGUCGUCAUGUGACGUAUCAUAACUUUUUCCCUUAGCUAAACCGGGGGUGGGCAUGGCCAGUGUAUGAUGCAUCUGGCCGCAAGUUCAACACUCCUGUUCUAGGCUGAUGAACAGCCUAGCAAAAGCAAUGCUAUCUUUGUUUUCUGCUUUGGUUGGCUGUGGCAGCGACUGGUUAGGUAGAAGGUUGGGAAACACUUGAGAAAUAAUCCACGUAGGUCUUCUGGGUGGCAGCUCUUUAAGGUAGUAAGACAAACAGCUAUUGAUAAUUGCUUUGAACAUCCUAAUCUUCAUUGUGCCAGUUAAGACCUCCGCUGUAUCUCUCCUUCUCUCUCUUUUUCUCUCUAAGUGGUACGUUGCACAUUAGAUUAAAAAAAGAAUGGAAAAUUCUGCAAUGACUUGAUUGAAAAUUUCAUGAAAAAUUUCUUAUGAAUUGCCUUCUCUUGUUCAUUUAAUCAUUGUAGAAAGCACACAUACUUUGCCAUGCAUAAUUAUACUUUGCUUUCUGUUCUUCUGCCUAUUUCUGUUAGCAAGUGCUGCUUUAUUCUGUGUGACAAUUCAGAACAACUGAAACAUGGAAAUAACGUGUUUACAAAAAGUGCUGCAACAAAAUGGUAUUUUUCUCUCAAAUAUUACAUUGCUUGAGCAAACGCGCAGCUCAUGUUGGAAAACACAUAGGCUGUUACAUGUUUAUAUUUAGUACAUUUUAAGAAGAAAUGUUUAUAUAUAUGAAAAUGGGCACCCUCAAAAUGGGAAACCUUAGUUGCCUAACAUUUCUUGUAACACAAUGAGAAAUUUAGAUUCUAUGAACGUUUUUAUGCUAUUGAAAUGUUGACAGAAGAAACAAGUCCAUUCUGACUAUUGAUAUAAACCCAAAUUGAUUGUUUAAUUAAUUUUUAAAAAUUUAUUAUAACCUGCAUGUUAGCCUAGUUUAAAUUAAUAAAUGCAAUUGGAAAAUAUUAGUAACAUAAUUAAAAAAAAAGAUUUCAGUAGAUUAACAGAAAAAUAACAAAAAAAUCACUGUGUUACAAAGUUAAUCAUAAAAAUAAGGCAAUAACAAAAAUUGCUUUUAUGGUUGCAUUUCUCUGUAUUCAACUAACAAAAAAGUUAUUUUCUAAUGAGAGCGGCAGUGAAAAAAAUGAGUCUACAGUGAUCAAUUUUUGUAGAUUUUGGGAGAAAUAAAUGGCCAACUCAGCCUACAUGCGUACCAGUAGUGGGUUUCACUUACCUUCGCUACUGGUUCGGAACUGUGUGUGCGUGUACUUCGCUCACAUGUGGUGCUUCUGCGCAUGCAUAAAAUUUACUGCGCAUGCGCAGACUGUCCAUGAUGACAUCCAGGUGGGUGGGCGGAGCCUCCUGCCACCCCGAACUGGGAAGGAUUGGUAGAAACCCUCUACUGAUGCACACUUAGGUAGAAGAAUUCAGAUUGAUUUCAAAAAUAAGAGAAUCUUUCUUUAAAAAUUAGCCAAAUCUUUUAAUAGAUUAAAUUGUUAGAAGCAACAGAUACUUUCAGUGUUGCUGAGAUAUAUCUGUCUGUCUUAUCUAGAUAUUAUCGAAUAAAUUAGAAAAUUUUGAAUUAAAAUGUUUCAGAAAUAGCAUAUGCAAGGCAAUAGAGAUGAAAAGCUGAUCUAUCUUAUCUAUCUGUCCGUCCGUCUGUCUGUCUAUCGGAGAGAGAGAGUGUGUGUUAUAUAUACUUACCUGUGAGGCAGAAAUUCUGGCACAUUGGUUCAUGGACAAGCAGCAAGUUUCUGUUUCUCUUCAUAUAUAUAUUAGCCAAUGCUUUACAUUUGGUCUAUAAAUAGAGUGCCGUAGUCUAAAAUGUUACUUGGUUCAGUAUUUCCCCCAAACCACACAAAGGGAUAUUUCGUAUUGUCUGUUCAUGAGGCAAACAUACAUAUUUAAUCCAUAAAUCUUACACACCAAGUAUAAGGCUGCUUUUACAUGCAGCUCAUGCCUUCUCUGAUUAUCAGCAGUGGACGUAAUGUCUUACAGGAAUUCAUUGAACAGAGCCAAAACAAUGGUUUUCAUAUUUCAAGGAUCUUGUAACACAGCUUGUAAAGAGCAUCAUGAUAAACUUCAAAGGAUGUUUCACCUAAACCCAGGUCUUUGAUGUGUGGAAUUUCCAUUUUUCCAAUGGAAAAUCUUACGUAUCAUAGAAUUGGAAUUAAAAUUAGUGAAGAUCUCAAUAUAUUGCAUAACAUCUGUAACUGCAAAAAUAGUAUUUGCCUUUUGCAAAGCAAUUACUUUUAGAUUGGAUUGCUCAAGAGAAAGGGAAUGCAAAUUCCAGCUACUAUUAUCAGUUAAUUUAUUAUCAGAUAAUUUACUACUAUCCCUAAAUUUACAUCUUAGAUCACUGAGUAGAAGGGAAGUUUGAUAGAGUUGGAGAUUCAGAUGAUGUUUAGAAAUAUUGUUCAAUAUAAGUUUUGAAUAAUGAUCACAUAGUCUAAUUUUACCCAAGUGAUCUUCUGGGGAAAAAAGGGGGAUUAAAAUGGAGCUUUACUUACCUCCAUCCUGUGGUCAAUAUUUAGUUCUGGAGAUAAAAUCUUGUAAACCCAAGAAUGGGAUUUUUUAAAAAAAGCCACAGGUAUCUUUAUUGUUCAUCAAGGUGCUUAUCUCCUUAUGAAGCCUAAUUGGUGAAUUUUACAAAACAUGCUGUUUUUCAGAGAAAUGCAUUUCUUGAUAUGUAAAUAUUGGAAUUGUUAAAUAAAACCAAAAUACCAGCAAUAUACUGACUGUGAAUUCCAGUAAGGAAUGGUCUCCAGCCACAUAACUGAAAUUUUUAAUAAGCUAAAAGAUUAUUACAUCAGCAAUCACUAGUAUUGUAAAAUGUUAUAAAAUAUGAAUUAAACAUUUGUUGACAAAAGUUGGGAUAGUUCCUUAAAAAAAACUGUAAAGUUUGAAGUAUUUGGAAAAUAAUCCAAACUUUUUAUCCAAUAAUGGGGUGGGAGGGGGAAUUCUUAUCACAUUUUGUAUUAUUGUGUAUUGGGGGGGAAAUUUUUAUAGUGGUGGUGGAGUGCCAUGAAAAUAAUACUUAAAAUCCAGAUUGCUGUAGUUUACACUUUUCUGUAUGUUUCAAUAAUGUGUGCACUAUUUGUAUUAAGCACACAACAGAAUGAAUUAUCCAAAGUCCAUUGAUUUUAAAUGUGUUUUGGUUUGUUAAAAAAGAUUAUAGUAAUUUCUUGCACAUUUUUUGAAAAAAAUUGUAUAAGAAUUUAUGUAUCUGCUUCUAGAUACAGUGUGUAAAUAAAAAAAAAACAUUCACAAAAGUCUUUGGUGGAUAUUUUAAUGAAAUGUCAAAGAUUGCGUAGGCCCCUCCUCUCCCUCCCAUAAUUGGCAGGAAAAAAAUUGUUCUGCUUCACAAUGGAUUUAUUUGAGUUCUAACCUCUAUGCAGAUUCUUAGUAUCCUAAAAGAUUAUUGGAUGGCAUUGGGAAAUUGGAUGGCAUUAAAAUUACACCAAAUAUAGAGCCGUUUCACAAAACCUGAGAAGAAAAGUAUGGAGAUUCUGCAGUGUGUAAGCCAAAUUCAAUUUGUUAGCCCUUCACUCUUGGUUUUAUUUUACUCAGCCUUAUACUUCUGAGAUCGGUAAAAUUAAGACCCAGAUUGUUGGGUCCAUAUGCCAACUCUCAGAGGUGGUAUUCACUUAUUUUCCCCUACCGGUUCGCAAAUGUGAGCUUGUGCCCAGCCACACAUGCACCCAGCCUUCCGUGCAUGUGCUUUGUUGCCCCACACGCCUUACGUGCAUG
Ahaetulla prasina is the source of this 13000-nucleotide messenger RNA. It is a transcript of the gene SOCS6, whose product is annotated as suppressor of cytokine signaling 6. Gene Ontology annotation, biological process: regulation of growth; protein ubiquitination; intracellular signal transduction. The transcript has 2 exons. NCBI's taxonomy places the organism in Eukaryota, Metazoa, Chordata, Lepidosauria, Squamata, Colubridae. Gene Ontology annotation, molecular function: 1-phosphatidylinositol-3-kinase regulator activity. The coding region runs from base 3902 to 5503 and encodes 533 amino acids. Gene Ontology annotation, cellular component: phosphatidylinositol 3-kinase complex. The record is from RefSeq and is a predicted model, not a curated record.